AUAUUAUUAGUAAUCUUUUAUUUUAGAAAUGGAUCAUCAACGGUUUUCCAAUGGAACAUUUGAUAUCGAGCCUUACACCACAGAUACAGCAGAUUGCUCAUUCUAUAAUGAAAGAGAGACUUAUCGUGACAACAAUAAAUAUCUGGGGAAGAUGUAUAAUAAUACUUUCAGUGAUGAACCAAAUCUCAUGCCCAAUCAUAUGUACAAAUAUAAGCAAGGAUCUGAUAAUGGGCACAAUCCAACUUUGAAUCAAAGAUUUAAAAAGAGAAUGAUUAAUCAACCUCUAAAAUUAGACAAAAGAAGGAUCUCAAGGUUCCAAAAACAACUGGCUGCUCAGAAGAGACAAGGGAGUGACCAGGAGUCUAGUACUAUACCUAGCAUUCACCCAAAUUUGGCAAAUAAUUUCAACAAAUAGAUCGAAAGGACUCUCAACAAGUCGUAACAAGAACAUUAAGCUUAACAGAUCCUUAAAUGGGAUGCCAAGACUUAAUGAUAGCUUACAGGCGAGGAACUUCAAACUGAAUCUGGAUUCAAUGAACCAUUCAAAUGAAAAUUUGGAGCUCUCCAGCGCCCGGGAAAGCUUCAAUAGCAAGCCUGGAAGUAUGACAGGUCGUAAACUUUUUAACUUCAAGCGUGAUGGUAGUGACAAUCCCAUCAAGCUACUCCGUCAGAUCCGGGAGCUAAAUAAGGUGAUUGAGGAUAAGGAUACCCAGAUCAACUUCUUGAAGAAAACAGUCAAAUUUACAGAAGUAAACGAGCUCAAGCAAGAAAACCAAAUCUUAUACCAAGAGUGCAGGCGUCUAAGGUCUCUCUGCAGUCAGUUUUUGAAAUAAAGAGCUUGAUGACUUUGAACUAGAGGAGGAAGUCAAGAAGUCUAUCUCCCAAACAGUUGGAGACUCUACUCUUAAACAUAAAUUCCAAUCGAAAAAGUCAGCAAUUGACGAACUACUGGAAGAAAAUGAUGGAACUCCUAAGACUAUUCUUAAGAAGCCUACUGUAAAAUUUGCUGAUGAUCUCUCAGGCAAGGCGAGAGGGAAAACUAUCCUUAAGAAAGGCGACUCUAAGAUUAUAAGGAAGCAGACAGGAUAUAACCGAGUUGAGAAGAAAGUCUUUAAGAACGGAAGGAGUCCUAACUCUGAGCUAGAGAAGAUUAAGGAAGACUCAGAGUCUAUCUCUGAGAAAAGCCUCAAUCACACAGAAUCUUAUAGAAGUUCAAAUGGAGAUAAGAAACCAAACACAGAUUUGUCAAAUAAAAUGGAACAACCAAGAGUUUCAGAGGAUGAAAUCUCAGAAUUACUAGCAGACCUCAGAUUCUUGCUCCAAGUGUUUAAAAAUGCAUCCAAGUUCCUUUUUGAAGAGAAGUUCAUCAUCUCAUAUGAGGAUGCGAUACAGGCAUUUCAUGAGAAGCUCAGGAUUUCUCCUGAAGAAUCCAAGAAAUUAGCAUUGUAUCUAAUUGACUAUAAAAGUCAGGGGAAAAAGUCAGCAAAGAGUGCUAACAGCAUCACUGCUAAUGACAUUCAAGAGAAGAUUGAGGAGAUGGUAGGGAGCUUUCGAAAAUAUGAAAAAGAAGAAGAACAGAGCUUAAUAGAUGCCUUCUUCUCAGAUGACAACAGAACUUAUAAGCCCAGAUUCCUAAGUGAAAUGAAUGAUCUUUCCUUCGUAAAAUGGGUUUCCAAAAAUGAGUUUGAGAAAACCUUGUCAAAUAUCCCAAUGGAUGUUAACAUGAAGUGUCUCUUAAUUAAGUUACUUCGGGAAAGCAAUUCAUUGCACAUGAUAUCUGGAGAAUGUAUUAAGAAAUUUGUCAAUUUAAUAAACUCGAAAUCUAAGCACCAUCACAGGCCAGACAAGAGUUACGAAGAAUUUGAAGAGGAUAGUGCUUCUAUCUCGACUGACUCAGCAAAGGCAGCUCCAAAUGUGCUGAACCUAAACAAGAACUUUUUUGUGAGACUUGCUGAUUUCAUGUUUAACAACGAUCUUACACUUUAUCAGAUAAUUCAUAAGAAGAUAUAUGAUAAAAUGUUCAAUGGCAGAGAACAUGAACUGAUCAGUGCCAAGACCUUCUUCAGUAUUCUUGAGGAGAGGGGCUUCCCCACUUCUGAAGGUGAGAAAGGAGCCAUUGGAAACCUUCUCAAAAACUCCAAUCUCAUUGAUGUAAUAGAGGUUGAAAAGGUUGUAAAAAUUUUAGAGGAGCUUGACAUCAAGGAGGACAAGCCUAUUGCUAGCAAAAAUUUUGACUACAGACAUCUAGCAGCUCCUGACAUCAGACAAGUCAACAGGAUCAUUGAGUAUAUGGAAGAGAACAAUAUUUCGGAGAUAGAAGACUUCCUUGGAAGGGAAAGAAUCUCUAAGAUCGAGGUCAUAGGCAAAAAUAAGAGAGAAGAUAUUGAAAUUAUUGACAUCGAACAAUUUACAGAUUGUCUCGAAGAGAAGAACUUGAUUGAAAAUGAUGAUCUUAGUGAUGGUAUCCAAAUGUUCUUCGCUAUCUCGCUGGAUAACAUUGACAAACUGAUGAUCAGGAAGAUCAAAAUAUGAAUAAAGGAUUUCAAAACGGUCAAAUUUUUCAAGUAUUACGGUACCAGGUUUAGAGAGGAAGAAGAAGUCAUCUCUGAUGACGAAGAUAAAGAUGUCGAAGUCAUCAGCCAGAGGAACAAAAUUUCUGAGAAGGAUAUUCUCAGGAAAAACACCAUGCUUAAUGCAAAGAGAAUGAAAACAGGAAGAUUCUAG
Messenger RNA from Moneuplotes crassus, 2724 nucleotides. The record is from the annotation of a GenBank genome assembly. Lineage: Eukaryota; Ciliophora; Spirotrichea; Euplotida; Euplotidae.